Messenger RNA from Linnemannia hyalina, 2106 nucleotides. Lineage: Eukaryota; Fungi; Mortierellomycota; Mortierellomycetes; Mortierellales; Mortierellaceae. The record is from the annotation of a GenBank genome assembly.
AUGUGGUCAGCCAAAGACAAGAAGCAGCGACCACCAACUCCCCGCUGGGACCCGUCCAUCAUCGUCUCGCCCACAACCUCUCUCCUGCACCAGCGUCGAACCAACCCAAAGGCCGGUCGACCCCACCCUCUCUUCAGUCAGAACCUAUUGACAGAGAGCAACUACAGCGACCCACCUUAUCAGCAACAGCACGACUACCUUCAGACCUCACCUUCACUUACCUCUUCCUUCGCCACAGGACACUUCGCUGACGUGCAGCAGAACCCCACUUCAACCUCGCAGCUGCAACAGACUAUUUCAACGACGGUCAACCCUCGCCACGUGAGCUCCGCUACCCAGCCUGACCACACAGUGCACGACGGCUCCUUGUUCGCGAUGCACUCUUCCUUGCCACAGGUGUCCUUUGCCAAGCCUAACCCGAGAACUCGCGAGCCGACACCACUAAGCUCGGUGAUCUCGCCUUCGUCCUCGUCCACCCUCGCUUCGUCUCAGUGGGACUCGCAGAAUGUGUCGCCAUGGCCUCAUCGGUCUCACUCCGAUCCGUCUGAUCAGUCCGCCGCAGAGGGUCAUGUUACCGACGAAUCAGAUUCACACAUGGACGUUGGAUCAAGCUCGUCAAGCUCUGCUGCUCCUCGGGUCGUACACCCUGUCGUCACAGGCGGGAAAUGCCCCCGACAUCAAUACAGUGGCAAGAACUUGGCCCUCAUCAGACCAUCGCGUCUGUCUUUUGUCAAGACCGCAGGCUCAUCUGACGAUCAGUCCUCGUCCAGCCCACAGAUACCUGUCUCUAAAAUCCCAACGCCCCUUAGUCGUAAAAGAACUGCAUAUCCUGGAUCGACAUCGUCAUCUUCGUCGAGUACCACCCCCUCGUCUGUGACACUCAGCCCCCUCUCGGAUGAGCCGCGGACGGAAAUGGAUCUGCUGGUCCGUCAGUACAACAUCGAUAUCGAACGUCAACUCAGAGAUAUCAUGAACGUGAAACUGCCGAGACUCUUCAUGAACUGCGACGCGCUUGUUCACUCGAUGACCAAGACCCUGCGACCGAUAUCUGCGGCUUUGGGGCAUAUCCACGACUUUGGUCAACUCCCUGCUCGCGAGUUCCAGCAGCCUAAGCCUGACGACGCAUACAUGGGCGUUAUCAAGGAGGAGGAAGAAGCCACCCAGUGUGACGAGCCUAAUGUGCACGAUGGCCGCGACCAGGAACGCACCACACCUCCGACCAAGGCUCAUGUCAAGCAACUCUCAGAGUCGCCCCCUUUCGCGACGACUGCUUAUGACGAGUCGGACUCCAAGAUUUCGCCUCAACAAUCAGAUGCCAGCCGCGAUUCAUCUUCAGGCGAGCGUUCAGAAGCUGGACGGAAGCGCAAGCGAGAUCAGGUAUUGACCAGUGAGCGUUCAGGGUCCACUAGCGACAACACUCCGCUCCUGCCUGAGAGUACAUACGACGACGAGCAUGCUGCUCCAGGAGGUGGGGCCAUUGCAAGACCAGGACUUGGUCCUGUCUCCCAGACGCAGAGCCCUCCGCGCCCACCGGUCGACAAGAAGGGACCGUUGUCGAUGCCGUCACAUGCAGGCGAUAUAAACCCCCAAGCAACGACAAUCAAGGCAAACAGAGAGCUCACGGGAUGCAUGAACUCGUUUAUGGACUGCUGCAUUCAGCUGCAGCUCUAUCUCCAACAGCCGGUCCAAACAGCCUCUCUGGUUGGACGUAACGACGUGUUCGACUCUCCGCCAUAUAAUGUCUUGACACCGGUGCACCACUCGAGCCGAUCCGACACGCUUGGUCUUGCUAAUCCUCUGGGCAUCCAGCAUCCGUCUGUGCAGAUGAAACUGAAAGUCGACCUACUGGACAGAAUGGACGCUCACCGAUUGAAAGAUACCGCGAGCAAAAUCCGUGCUGAUGGCCGUGCAUUAUCCGAUGAGGGAACCUGUCUGACGAUCGAUGGCCGGGAGCGAGACGGCGCCAGGCAGAGUGUCUUGACGCAGUUGCAGGAGUAUUUGGAGCAACUGGACCAGCGCCACUCAAAUCAACUCCGCUAUGGUACAAUGAAGCUACAGUCUAGCUGCGCGACGCUUCACCAGAUGCUCCAAUCUGUGUUUGGCUAA